AAGGUGAAAAAGAUUAAAAGCUACCCACCAGCAACUAAGUGGAAUUUUAGGUGGUAGCCCAAGGUCUAAAGGUUAGCUCUACAGCUCCUUACCCCCCUGCAGGGGGAGUGGAGGAACGGAAGAAGGAUCUUCACUGAGUGGAGGAUUCUAUGUGACUGUAUUUGAUGUUCUUAGCACUCUGUCGUCAGAAUCAGAGUGGCCCCCUCCCCAACAAGCAGACUCCAGCACCUGGUGGGGGUAUAAGAAAAGAGGCGGGGUGGAGGGGGGAGAAGUAGAAAGAGAAAGAUAAAAACAUCAACAGCCAUCUUGCCAAACUAACAAGUAAAUCUAUGACAUGAAAGAAGGAAAUUCACUGCACUAACCAAGAUGGAAAGGAAUAAACAAAAGAUUACCUCCAAACAAAAUAGGCCUCACGCUCACCAAAUAACCCACAGCAACCAUUCGAAAAGAAAUUUAACUAUGACUGUUAUUUUUCAAAAUUAGAGGUUGUCAUUCUAAAAUAAAUGUUCAAUCUCCACGGCUGGAAUCCAGAGUGUUUUAUUCCAAAUGACUAUCUUAAAGGAAUCUGACAAUGAAUUCUUUAUAAGAAACAGGGGAGAGAGAGAAAAAAAAAAAAAGACGUUUAAACUGCCCAAUAGUGUGUGAAAUAAGUAAAUAAAUGUACAUAGUAUUUAAAUUUUCACGGUUGCAGCUAAUAAUUAAGAAGGUUGGUAAAUACAAAAAACAUUAAGCCCACACACAAAAAGAGUAUCUUCCAUAUUAGGCUGCCUCGUAUACUUUCCAUACAGAUUUAGAAUUAAACCAACUCCCCCAAAGAUGUGAAGACAAUGUAUGCAAUUAAUGGGAAAAUCAACAGCACGCUAACAGAAUUUACACUGAAGUCACAUUCAACACAUACAGUGAGCUUAUAAUAACCUCACUCCUAGAAUACAAUUAACGCCCCCUCUCUAUUCACACCUACAAGUGGGAUGAAAUACGGGGAUUACAAACCAGCAAUCCGAGAUAAGGACACCUUAGUAACGCACAUCUGAACUUAUUAUUUCCUAACUAAUUUGGGGUAUUUUUUAAGGGAGGGGUGGGGAGGCAAAUUUUUGGAACACGGCCAAAUGCUUUUUAAAAAAAUCGAUUUUUUUAAAUCGCAAAUAAGACAAGCGAUUAUUUGUUGCCCCAUUCUGAUUCCCAGGCCUGUCACAGGAAAAAGAGCAAUGACUGUCACACUCUCUAAAAUUUCACACGCAAGGAGGAAACCGUGGAAUUUAAGGCACACUCAGGGCAGACCAGCGGCACAGCCGCCUCCCGCGGUCACACCACAGGAAUGUGUCCGAUGGAAGCGGGCGCAGGAGGCAUCGCCACCCGCGGGGGGACAGAGUAGGCCAAAUUUGAAGUCCUUCCCAGGGAGUGGCCCUGUUCAUCUUAUUCUCCGGCCAAAGUAGGAAUAGCGCGAGGAGAGAGACACACUCAGCAGCCAAAGGACUCGGUGGAAAGAGCGGAGGAAAAGUACACAAUAUGCUGCUCUUGGGACCCAAGGUACUUCUGUGUGUCACUGCGCUCCUCAUCCCCUCUGACUGGACACCACUAGGAGUCAGUGGUCAACGAGGAGAUGAUGUGACUCCAGAAGCAUUCACAGAAGAUCCUAAUCUGGUGAACGAGCCCUCUACGGACGAAACAGUUCUGGCCGAUAUCGAGCCUUCCACAGAUGACCUGGCUCCAGCCAAUGAUAAAAAUACCACAGCAGAUUGCCGGGAUGAAAAAUUUGCUUGCACAAGACUCUACUCUGUGCACCGGCCAGUCAAGCAAUGCAUUCACCAGUUAUGUUUCACUAGCUUGCGACGUAUGUACAUCAUCAACAAUGAGAUCUGCUCUCGUCUGGUCUGUAAAGAACAUGAAGUAAUGAAAGAUGAACUUUGCCGUCAGAUGGCUGGUUUGCCCCCAAGGCGACUCCGUCGCUCCAACUACUUCCGACUUCCUCCCUGUGAAAAUGUGAAUGUGCAAAGGCCCAGCGGUCUGUGAUGGUCAAGAGGCAGGAAGCACAUGUGGGUGGGAGGAAGAGAAUGCUCUAACAAGAGGGAGCUCCUUCUUCCAACCGUUGCUAGCUAACCCAUAGAUAUUAGCAUUUCUUAAACCAAUCCCUUUGCAGUCUCUAGCUUUGGACCCCACUCCCAGAUUUAUUACCCCGACUGAUAAAGUCUAUAUUAUUGCAUGGUUUUGCCGCUUCUCAAUAUCAUAGAUGCAGUAGAUCAAUGAUAACCAUGUGGCUUAUAUACAAACAUUCUACACACAAUUUCAAAGGAAAAUAAACUUCUGGUUAAUAUUUGUGAUUGAAUCUGUCUGAAUGAGA
Hyaena hyaena (striped hyena) is the source of this 2338-nucleotide messenger RNA. RefSeq names its product microfibril associated protein 5 (gene MFAP5). Gene Ontology annotation, cellular component: microfibril. The coding region runs from base 1507 to 2010 and encodes 167 amino acids. Gene Ontology annotation, biological process: embryonic eye morphogenesis. The transcript has 11 exons. The record is from RefSeq and is a predicted model, not a curated record. NCBI's taxonomy places the organism in Eukaryota, Metazoa, Chordata, Mammalia, Carnivora, Hyaenidae.